Molecule: messenger RNA, 9717 nt
Organism: Rhipicephalus microplus (southern cattle tick)
Lineage: Eukaryota; Metazoa; Arthropoda; Arachnida; Ixodida; Ixodidae
Biological process (GO): negative regulation of DNA-templated transcription
Cellular component (GO): RSF complex
Molecular function (GO): histone binding
Source: RefSeq, a predicted model, not a curated record
CACAAGCUGUCAACAUUGAUGGACACAACCUUUUGUCGAAGAGCGUUUCUAAAAUGGCGACCAGCGCCGAAGAAAACUGUUAUGACGACCCAAACUUUGCGGUGAUCUGUUCGUUCGUACUGAAUUUCGGUGAAUUAUGCGGCGUCAACAUCUCCAUCUCCGAGCUGCAGUCUAUGCUGGAGGAUACCAAAAAUGUGGACGAGACCCUGAUAGACCUGCACGUCCACCUUUUGAGGAAAGCAAGUAGGAGGGUGCAGCGUGACCGUUGGGAAAAAGCCCUCAUCAAGUUCUGCCACCAGGGGUCCAACGUGGAUGGCUGGGAGCUGGAACGCUUUGGCUACCGCAAGGCCAAGCUGUCCGUGAAGCUAGCGGUGCUCAAGCGGCUGCUCGAGUUGCAGUUUGAUGCCAACAGCAAGUUCAAGGCAGAGCUAAACAAGCAGGAGGCGGAUGUGUUGCGGCUGCAGCCCAUUGGGCGAGAUGUGCGUGGCCACCUCUACUGGCUGCACCGAGACCCACAGCUCAACUUGCGCCUCUACCGUGAGCACCCUGAUGAUGAAAACUCCUGGAUACUUGUCUCUCGGACACGAGAUGAGCUGGCGAAGGUUAUCGCUGACCUCGAGGGCAGCUUUUCGGGGGUCAAGAAGGAAGAGAGCUCCUCCAUGGACAGCGAGACAGGCGAGAGUAACCUCACUGAGCCAGACGGUGCUAAGACGGAGGAAAAACCAGGCUCGGGGCUACCAGACGAUGAAAAGCCUGCCGUGACGGACACAGGGCAACCGCCAUCAGUAAAAAACGAAGAGCCUCACCACGAAGAAACUCUUUCUGUAACCCUUUCUGCAUGUGGUACAACCGACCAGACUACCUUCCCCAGGCUUGCCAUUAAAAAAGAGCUGGUAGAAAACAACACCUUGGAAGACGCUUCAAAGUCUCAUAAAUGUAAGUCACCGUCAGAAGUUGAGAUGGUCCACGUGAACAGCGAGAAGGCCGAAAUUCAUCAGAAUGACAUCUCUGAGUGCCCACCAGGAGAGAGUGGCCAAGAGCUAAAGAAGUCCACUCCACAUAGCGAGGACAUUUCAAAAGACAAGAAAGAUGACAUCGACGGCAAGAGAGAUGAUGUUGCCAGCAAGACAAAAAAGCCGUCUGCAGUUGAGCAAAGCAACGCUGAGGAUUUGUGCAUGCGAGCCACAGCCGAGGACGGUGAAGUCAGGCCACCUUGCAAACCUUCAUCGUCGCCUCAAAAUCGAGCGCACACUUUUGCGAAUCGAAGUGCACCUUCGUUGCCCGACAAGCCAGCCGCCACUCAUGGGUUCGGAAAUGCCAACGGGAACGGCGCAGUCGUGGUGUUGGAGUCUCUCCCCUGUGACCUCUCGGUCGUUCACCGAGAGGAGCCAAGCGUUCCCACAGAUGACCAGCCCUCCUCCUCGGAAGUGCUCCAACCAGCGGAGGUCAGGCGGGUUGUCGACGUCGGUGCUGAGGACUUGCGAACCGGCGAGAAGCCGGAGGAAGUGCACAUAUCUGAAAAGAACGGUCAGCCAGAGUCGCCCAGCAGCAUUCCAUACGCGCACGAGAACAGCUGCCACGCUCCUGUGGUGUCGUCGACAACAACAAACCUUCGACAUGUUGAUGCUGUAGAGCAGCCACUGGCCCUUGACCUCACUAGGGUAUUGCCAGAAGCUUCCACGGUCAAUGCAGUAUUGCCAGCUAUUUCAGCCUCCCAGGUUUUGAGCACAACUGGCGAACAGCCAAGAAGCAGUGAGGCAGACAAUGCUACUGCAGCCCAUGAUACUUCUUCUAAGCCAUCUUCAGCUCUUGGAGACAAAUUAUUAGCUUCACCAUCUUCACCCAGCCUUUAUGCUCACACGGCAGGAGCAGAAACUUCUGUGCUUAAAUCAGAUGUCAGGGGUGCAACUGGUGCCAAGGGUGUAGUGCUUCCUGUGUCAUCUGGUGUUGGUGAAGAAAGUUUGCAGCACGCCACUGAGGCAGUGACAGCAAGGACGCAUGGUGGUGUUGCGGAGAGUUCUACUGAUACAGUGCCGUUAAGGAAUCUUGAAUUUGACAAGCCAAACAGGACUGAACAAAGCAGUGAAAAGGAACAUGUUCUAAAUGUUGAAAAGUCAACUAGUGGUGCAAAGCUUACUGAUGGGGGUUUCGAGAAGAUCAGUAAGAAAACUUCAUUUCUAGGGAACAAAGGCCAUUCGGGGAAAGUCCUUCCUGAACAUCACUCAGUGGGGACACCUCAUGAGAAGUUAAUGGACACAGUAGGAACCACUGAACCAAUAUCAUUGGUGCCAGCAGCCUCAGAUACAGAAACAAGUGCUAAGCUUUCAGCUUCAUCUCCUAUUGCUGAUAUUGAAGAAAAGGGAAGCGCCACUGUACCAGCGUCGGCUGUGAAAACAAAGUCCUCUGACAACCAUUCGUGCAGUGAAGGGAAGGAUGUUGCUAGCAGCAAAAGUGCUGUUGUCAGCUCACUGUUAAAAGACGGCACACCAAUCAAGACAGUUGAGGAAAAGCCUGAUGCAGUCUGUGACACAGUGCUAGGAGCGACCCCUAGUUCUUCUAGCACAGCUCUACUGAAGCCAGCAAAACCGCAGGAAGAUGCAAAUGAUCACAAGAACAUCUGUGGUGUUGCCGCCAUCACCAGCAGGAAAAAGCACUGCAGCAGCACCCCAGAAAAGGGUGCUACUGAGGGUGCGGGAGAUGGCAGAGCUCAUCAUUCCUUCAUUGAGGGUGAUGUUGCGAAGGCUGGUUCCACCAAGGCAGCUUCUGAGAAGACAUUCAUAGAAGAUAGCGAAGAGAAGGCUGUGUCUAGUAAGUGUGUGGAAGCCAAAGAAAGUUUUGCAGAUUUUAAGAAGGGCAGAAGGCAGAGUAGAGCGCAGCAGUGUAGUGAGGAUUGCACUGACGGUGAGGCAGCGCAGAAGUUGAAAACUGAUGUUCCUUCAUCUGCUGGUGAUGUGACAAAGGCUGGUUCCCGUGAGGCUUCUUCUGAGAAGACAUUCAUAGAAGAUAGCGAAGAGAAGGCUGUGCCUAGUAAGUGUGUGGAAGCGAAGGAAAAUCAAAGUGAGGUGCAAGCUCAAAGCACUGACACCGUGGAGGAUAAUAAAGGCAAAUCUAUGGACACUAGUAUGGACCAAGUUCUUAACGCUGAGGGCAGCACAAAAGAGCCGAGUGAGACUGAAGGCAAGCAGGACGGCAGUGUCGAAAUCGAUAUGAAAGAUUCAGAUAACACUAGCAAAGAUGCAGAUGGCACUCCGAAAUACACAGAUAGAGAGGAAAAACAGGUUGCUGCUGGUGGAAAGAAAGAACCUAAGAGUAAACUCAAAGGUGAACAGGGCUCCAGGACUUCAACAAGGCUUAGAGGAGAUGCUGCAGCAAGGAGGGACAAGGGAAAGACAGCUAGUGAUGAAAGUGCUGCCAACUCUACACUCACCGACCAGAGCGAUGUAAUGAAGGAUGAAGCUGUCAUGGAUGAUGCACCACUUUCUACCGUGAACGAGACGGAGGCAAUGUCAGCAGCACACGACAGUUCUACAACAACACCCGCUGAUGAAGAAGCAGUGAGCACUUCACAGGCACCCACUGAGCUUGUGCAGGAUGCUUCUCCGAUAGUCAAGAAGCGCGGUGGCUGGAGAGGUCGUGGAGGUCGCGGAGGCCGCGGGAGAGGUCGGGGCAGGGGUCGUGCCGGCCGCUGGAGUCACAUUAAGCGGCGUGUUCGACCAUCAGAUGAGCCCUCGCCCAAGAAACCCCGUGAGGCAGGAGAUGACACCGGCGUGAAUGGUGACACUGCGAUACAUGCAGAAAGUGAACCCGCCCCUGCUGUCGCCUUCCGGGGCCGCGGCAGGGGCAGGUCACGAGGGGGUCGGGGUAGGGGCCGCGGUGCUUCAAGGGGGAGGGGCCGUGGCCUGACCAGAGAGCUGGGUGCGGCUGCGGCUUGCCUCCUGGGUGCACCAGAGGGCGAUCUGGCUGACGAGGACAGCCAGGGCCGCCGUCGGAGUUCGCGAAUUCAGCGGGAGCAAGAGAAGCGACUGUCGGAGUUGGCCCAGCAGAUGGCUCUGGAACAACAGCUCGAGGAGACCAUCUUGCAGGAAGAGGCUGCCGCUAAGGGGAAGGCCACACCAACCAAGAGCCCCAAGAAGCGCAGUCGUCAAGCUGACAAAGAUUACGUUCCUCCAGAGAAUAGCAAACGAAGGUCAAAGAAGGGCGAGGCCCACCAGGGCAGUCAGGGCUCGGCCAGGCGCAGUGGCAAGGCUCGUGCAGAAGAGGAAGAAGAAGAAGAUGAUGUCAAGGGCCGCAAGACCAUGAAGAAAAAGAAGAAGAAGAAGAGACGCCGUGGUGGGAAGCACGGAGGCGGCUCCGGGGUGAACGGCACAUAUCGCCGCCGGUCUUACCACAACCCCUGGGAGGCCUCGUCGGACUCAGACUCGUCCUCGCAGCUUGAGGACGAGGAGGAGCCCUAUGAGGAAGAGGCCUACGAUGAGGAUGAGGAACUGCACUUCGACGACAAUGAGGACGAGUUUGCCUGCGAGGAGGUGGACCCCAACGCAGAGGUGGUGGUGGUCAAGAGGGCGCGCACUGUCAGAAAGGCACGCACGGAAGAGGUAGAGGAGGCCAGCGGCAGCAGCGGAGGAGAAGAGAGUGAACCGGAGCAGGACGAGAAGCCCUGCGCCAAAUGCGGCAAGGGGGACCACCCAGAGUGGAUCCUCUUGUGCGACGUGUGUGAUGCGGGCUACCACACGUCCUGCCUCAAGCCUGCACUGAUGAUCAUCCCAGACGGCGAUUGGUUCUGCCCACCGUGUGAUCACAGGAAGCUGUGUGAGAAGUUGAUGGAGGAACUGAAGCUCUACGACACUCUGUCCAAAAAGAGGGACCGGGAAGAGCUGAGAAAGCAAAGGCUGGCCUACGUCGGCAUCAGUCUGGAUAACGUGCUGAAACCGGAGAAAAAAGAGGAAGAAGUGUCUGCAGCAGAGGAAGAUUAUGAAGAGGAUGAUGAAGAGGAUGAAGACAGCCGCAAGCACAUGCUGCUGACCAAGCGAUCAUCGCGCAAGCGCAAGGCCAUCAGCUACCGGUUCAAGGAGUACGACGAGAUGAUCUUUCAGGCAGUGCAGCCAGACAUUGUGGCUGCUGAAGAGUGUGCCAAAGCAGUCCGUGCUCCAGGAGUGAGCCGGGGCAAAGACAUGUCCAACCUUCUGGGCCCGGAUGACGAAGACGAAGAAGAGGAGGAGGGCAAGGACGACGAUAAGGACGACGAAGACUACGAAGACGAGGAGAAGCGGGCGGCCACGGGCGGCAAGAAGAGAAAGAGGGCUCGGAAGCUGACCAGCCUAGACUUCACCUCUGAGGAGGAGGGUGACGACGAGACUGAUGAGUACCAGGGCUCUAGUGCAAGCCAAUCAGAAGCAAGCGCGUCAAGUGCGAUGAGUGACGGCCCCCCAUCAUCGGGCUCGGACUGGCAAGCGAGCUCGAGGUGUCGACGUCGUGGUGGGGCUGCUCCUUCCCGCAAAAAAGGGAAGACUACCCGCUCUGGCUAUCGUCGAGAUGACUUCGUGAUGGAUGAUGACUACGAGUCGGACAGCGAUGGUGGCUAUGGCACCAGGCGUGCAGCUACCAAGCAAGUCAACUACCGGGAGCUCUCUUCGGACGAUGAAGAGGCUGCUCCCGUAGGUGAAAAAGAGCAGGCUGGAACCAGUGGCCAUGCCGACGAGCGGAAGAGAGUUCGGGAGCCCUUGUAUGCAGACGUCGAAGAGGCACUCUACCAGUGGUUCUUGUCGAUCCGUGCCCAGAAUGUGCCGAUUAGUGGGCCAAUACUUGCCACAAAGGUGAAAAACUUGGGCUUUCUGCUUGGUCGGCCGAAUUUCAAACCCGGCGGCGGCUGGAUACAAAGAUUUAAAGAGCGGCACGGCAUUGUGUACAAGAACGUGGUGGGAGAAGCGGCCUCUCUCGAUUCAGAGGCAAAGCAGCAGUGGCUCCAGACCAACCUGCCCGUAUUGAUGGAGCGCUUCUCAGCCAGAGACAUUUACAACUGUGAUGAGACUGCCCUUUUCUUUCAAAUGACACCAUCGAAGACGCAUGCUUUGAAGGGCGAUCUGUGUCCCGGCGGUAAGCACUCCAAGGUUAGGGUAACCGUAUUACUUUGCGUGAAUAUGGACGGGAGCCAUCGGCUCAAGCCCUUCGUGAUCGGGCGAUCCAAGAAGCCUGUGUGCUUCAGGAAUCAGCACAUCCCGGUCCGCUAUAGGAGCAACAAGAAGGCCUGGAUGACCCGUGUCUUGUUCGAGGAGUGGCUGCUCGAGAUGGACAGUGUCAUCGAAAGUCAGGGGCGGAAGGUGGUGUUGCUGCUUGAUAACUGUAGCGCACACAACGUGAGCCCGAAGCUGACAUCAAUUGAAUUGAUGUUCCUGCCGCCGAAUACGACGGCAGGCUUGCAACCGCUAGACGCCGGCGUGAUUGCUAACUUUAAAGCGUUGUACCGGCGACGCAUGCUCGAGUGGCUCGUGUUAACGAUUGACCACUCGGCUCCCGGUACGUCGGGCAAUGCAGGCGGGCCCUCUGAUGCCCCUGAUCUGAAGAUUAGCCUUCUAAAGGCCGUGCGCUUCGUUUACGGCGCGUGGUACGAGGUGAGGCAGACCACCAUUCAGAACUGCUUCAAGAAGGCAGGCUUUGUGCGCCAGGACCAGCCUCCCUCGUCUAGCGAUAGCGACAGCGAGACCGGCACGGAAACUGCGGAUCUGGCGGAGCUCUGGGAGCACGUCGCUACUGUUGAUGCAGAUAGCGGGUGUGUCGCGUCGGUUGAGGACUUCCUGACGGCAGACAGUGCUGCUUCGUUCUGCGAUGAACUCACCGACGAGGCAAUCGUCGCGGAUGUGUUGUCGCGACAGGCGGUGGCGUUGUGCGACGGCAGCGACAGUAGUGAUGAGGAGGUUGACAGCGCCUCUACGACCCCGUCGAUGACGACACAAGGUGCACUGAUGUCUAUCGACUCCCUGAUUGACUUUAUGCACAUCAAAGGAAUGCCGCCAGAGUUUUCGCAGCAGCUGGAAGCUAUGCGCAUCGCGGUUGUGAAGCUGAAACUUCGCGGAAGCAACUGCAGAUUUCGGACUACUUCGGCUUCUAGGCGGCGCCGGGCCAGAAGCAGCUCCGAGAGUGACAAGGAGUGGCGUUGCAACAAAAAGCGGAAAGGCAAGGGCAGGCGCACUUGGCGAGCCAGCUCCACAUCCGAGGAGGAAGAGGCAGAGUUCACUGAGGAGGAGAGCUCUGACGACAACCGCAGGCGAAAAACAGCUAAGCGGCAGCCACAUUCUUCUGAGGAAGAAGAUGAAGGUCCCAGCGAGGAAGAUGACAGCAGCUCUGAAAAGAAGACAAAGAAGCCGCAGAAGGAGACCAGCAAGCCAGAAAAAAAGAAGCCAGCCCCACAGAAGCCAAAGAAGCAGCUGCGAAGCAGCUCAGAAGAAGAAGAGACGGAUGAAAGCGAGGAAGAAGAGGAGGAGAGCAGCGAUGCUGCCUCGGAUGAUGGAGAAAGGAAGUUCGCCAAGAACCGCCGCAUAAUUCGAUCUGAUGAUGAAAGUGAUGAAGAGAAAGUCAAGGAAACAGCAGAAGUUAAACCAACUACAUCCAAUAGCAAAGAGGCAUCGAAAGCAACACCUUGCGGUGCUGAGGCAGCAGGUGGAAACAAACCUCCAGCUGCGAGCACUGAGCCUGCUCCCGCAAAGCAGUCGCCUCCUGAUUGUCCCGUUACCUCGCAGCCUAAUCCUCCCCAGGAGAGUGCUUCUCUUGGCGAGGCAAGCACCAGGCCAGCGGUUGUAGCUGCGAUACAAGGCUCUCCCAACUUGAGUCGACGCCUUCUUGCAGUUCCAGAAACCCGCCGCAGUGUUUCCCCGAUGCGUUUGGCAGGUGACGAUAAGGGCUUUCCCGAAGACGAAGAGGAGGAAGACUCUAACAAGGGCUUUCCACCCGAGGAAGAAGACCUGGAGGAAAAGGGGUUUCCGGAAGAACCGUUGCCACAACCAGUUCCACCCCUGGGCAAUAGUAGGGGUCUCGCACCUCCACCAGGGCACUACCCGCCAGUUCGCCCGUCAUAUCCUUUCAUGGGACCACGGCCACCGUAUGGGCAUCAGGACCCAUAUGGAGACUGUGUGCCCAUGGACGGUGCCUAUGGGAGACCACUUGCACCAACUUCAGCGGAUCCGUACACACGUGGAUCACCCAGCCCUCCCCAGUUCACGAGCCUUGACACUCCUCUUCCUCAGCAUCCUCAUCCGCCGCCACUCCCACCUCACGGACGGGGCCGGCAUCUGACGCCCUUGGAGGGAGGCCAGUAUCGAGACCAGUACCGGCCUCCCGACACCUAUCAGCCACCCCCAGGCUACUACGGUGGAGGGCCUCCGCCACAUCCUCCUGUUGGUCCACCCGGCCCUUACCGGUACCCACAUCACCAUCCUCCACCACCGCCGUCAGGCUACCAGCACCCUCAUCCUGGUUACUACAAUCGGCCGCCCGCUUAUUAUGGGCCUCCCCCUCCUCCUGAAGAAAGUGGCUAUGGGCCACCUCCUCCUCAUCACCCCCCACCACCACAGCAGCCACCGCCACCACCAGCCCCGGGCAGUUCCUAUUCGGAAGGCCCCCCCGGCCCUGACCAGCCUCAGUGGGGGGCAGGGCCUCCACCACCCCCUGGUUCAAACCCACAAGGGCAAGAUGGCGGCUUCACCAUUACGAACAUUCUGCGGCAAAGGAAUGCUGGCGAUGGGGGAGAAGAGGACGAACUGAAGAGUGUGACGGACAUUGUGUCGUACAUCACACAAGAGUAGCGUAACAGAACUCAUCGUCCUGCAUUGUGAGAAGGAGACACCUUUCUUCAACGUCGUCAUGUGGUGUGCGUGUGUUUAUGUGCAUGGGUGCAUUCACUCUAGACUUCUCUCGCCGACUGUGAACAUUCCGGAUCAGCGGUGUCUGCAUUUGGUUGGUUGGUUUGCCCUUUCCUUGUGUGCGUGUGUGCAUGUGUGGCCGAAUGGUCUUGACACAGAGCUGAACGAGUGAGUGUGCAUACGGAACUGGGAGAGUCGAGGACUGAAUUCGGUAUGUGCAUUUUGGGCCCUGUUCGUGCGCUGAACUUCUUCAGUGAUCUAGUGUUCUAAUGCAUCUGUGGUAAGCACUUUUACAAUGAAAAGUGUCUAGAAAUGCGGCGUUGUGUCGGCCUGCCUCACUAUAUCCUGGCGGUUCUCUUCCUCAGGUUGCGGGAAAGUUUGAAAGAAAUCGAAGGCGCUGUGUCGGCCUGCCUCACUAUAUCCUGGCGGUUCUCUUCCUCGGGUUGCGGGAAAGUUUGAAAGAAAUCGAAGGGAUAUAUUGUAAAAGGCAGUUGAGGCACUUCUUUUCAAGCAUAGCCUAUGACAGGUGGUUUUGAAGAAAGUUUGCGUGCUUCAUGCACAAUGAUUGCCGCUUGCAAGAAAAAGCUGUGUAGUAGCUGCACACUAAUAUCUACCUGUUUUUAAGUCAGUGUUGUCCGUCUCGGAUUCUAAGAUUGGCAAAUGAAAGAUCCAGUGAAUGGCUUAUGAGCAGUUGUCAGUGCGUCUCAUUAUUCCUGUGUGCAUUAUGAUCUGAAACUAGCAUAUUUUUUGGCAGUACAAAUUAUUGCUUUUAACUUCAUUAAAACAAAACUAUCUACAGUCGAACCACGAUAUAUCGAACGGUGCGGCGAUCGCGAAAUAGAUCGAUAUAUCCAGAAUUCGAUAU